AUGACUUACUCCUCGUCGACACCGUUCAGCGAAUACCUGCGAAUAGAGCAGACCAAAUAUCCGGAGCUCACGUUUGACGAUAUCCAGAAGUUAAAGGAGAGCUUAGAAGACGACGAUAAUUUGCCGCCUAUAUCGGACAAAAAAUAUUUGGCAUUUCUACACAGCUGUAAUUUUGAUAUAGAAUUAGCCAAAAAGACCAUUCAGAGAUGUUACCGAUUUCACUUCAGGAUUCCAAAAGUAUUUUGUGAAUUGGACCCAUUAGACGAUGAUAUGGAAUUGAGUUAUAAUUGCUUGAGCAUUGGUCAAAUGCCUACUGUUAACACGGACAAACGUGAUCGAGUUCUAUUUAUGAUGUUUCAAGAUACAAACCACGAAAUGUUUGAAUACAUGUCACUUUUCAAAUACCUCGUUAUGUGGAUGAACUAUACGCUUUUGAAGUACGGUACGUGUGACGGAAUGGUUAUCGUAGUCGAUUCCAAAGGGUUGAACUGGCGCCAUAUUGUUAAAAUACCCAUUGGAAUUGCUGGUAAAAUGUUGAAAUUCUUGGAAGUUGGUCUACCAGUUCGUUUAAAGGCAGUACAUAUUUUAAAUGCAGGAUCGGCUACACAAAUGAUAAUGAAAAUGGUAACACGAUUCGCUAAUCAAGAAUUAUUAGAAAAGAUAACACUUCAUCCAGUCGGUUCAGAUGAUAUAUUCAAUUACAUAUCGAGAAAUGAAUUACCAGCAGAGGUAGGAGGGUCAGGAAAAUCGCAUAGUUUUUUCAACGAUGAACUGUACAACGACUUGGUCGAUAUUCGUGAUGAUUUUCUUGAGCAGAAUGAAGUAUUGAACAACCAAAUGAUGUAUGUGAAUCACAGACUCGAAGAAGAUGACGAAUAA
This is a messenger RNA of Macrosiphum euphorbiae (potato aphid), 879 nucleotides long. Lineage: Eukaryota; Metazoa; Arthropoda; Insecta; Hemiptera; Aphididae. The record is from the annotation of a GenBank genome assembly.